GGUUGUACAAGCCACGAUUCAAAAGCGACACUCGAUAAAACACCCAACUCCUGUGCCGAAACGCACAGGGAGGGCUGCUCGCACACGUGCAGGGAACAUGCAUCUGCAGCACUGAACUCUUGCGCUUCUCGACUUUGCAAAAACAAAACGAGAUAAAUCUUCACUUUUCAUUGCGCGCAGGUAAACGCCACCAAAAAACCCCAAACAAGGCAUUGUAAUAAUGGCACUGCUGAAUCAUCUCAGGGCGGCAUCCUGGAGGAGCGUUCGAGGCGACCGGCUGAAUGUGCAGCUGUUUUCCGCUCUGCGCGCUUUGCACAAGUCGGCGGCCAGCGAGGCUUUGGGGGUCUCCGCGGCCCAAGAGGAGACCAUGCCCCAGAGGCUGAUCACACCGGAGGACGUCGGCACAGUCAAGACCCUGAACGAGAUGCCCGGACCGAGCACCGUGUCCAACCUGGUCGAGUUCUUCUGGAGAGACGGGUUUAGCAGAAUUCACGAAAUCCAGCUGGAGCACAGAAAGAAGUAUGGAAAAAUCUUCAAGUCCCGCUUUGGGCCCCAGCUGGUGGUCUCAAUCGCAGACCGGGACCUGGUGGCUCAGGUGCUGAGGGCCGAGGGCACGGCCCCUCAGAGAGCCAACAUGGAGUCCUGGAAGGAAUACAGAGACAUGAGAGGCCGAGCCACUGGCCUCAUCUCAGCUGAGGGAGAAGAGUGGCUGAAGAUGCGGAGCGUGCUCAGGCAGCUCAUCAUGCGUCCCCGUGACGUGGCGGUGUUCACUGACGAUGUGAACAAAGUGGUGGAUGACCUGAUCAACAGAGUUUGUGCUCUGCGCGCAGAGGAGUCUGAUGGAGCAACUGUCCUCAACGUGAAUGACCUCUUCUUCAAAUAUGCCAUGGAAGGCGUGGCGGCCAUUUUGUACGAGUGCCGACUUGGCUGUUUGGAAAAUGAGAUUCCCAAGGAAACGCAAGACUACAUCGAUGCACUGAACCUCAUGUUCAGCUCCUUCAAGACAACCAUGUAUGCCGGGGCGAUCCCCAAGUGGCUCCGACUGAUCAUUCCCAAACCGUGGCUGGAGUUCUGUAGCUCCUGGGAUGGCCUCUUCAAGUUCAGCCUUAUUCACGUUGACAAGAGACUCCGAGAUAUCAAGACCCAGCUGGAGCAGGGAGAGGACGUGAAGGGGGGACUGCUCACUCACAUGCUCAUCGCCAAGGAGAUGAGUGUGGAGGAGAUCUACGCCAACGUAACGGAGAUGCUGCUGGCCGGGGUCGACACGACCUCCUUCACUCUUUCGUGGGCCAGCUACCUGUUGGCACGUCACCCUCAUGUACAGCAGCAGAUCUAUACGGAGGUGACGAGGACUCUGGGACCUGGAGCAGUGGCCACAGCUGAAGAUAUCCAGCAUAUGCCUCUUAUCAAAGGGCUGGUCAAAGAGACUCUCAGGCUGUUUCCGGUUCUCCCAGGCAACGGACGGAUUACCCAGGAUGACUUGGUGGUGGGUGGAUACUUCAUCCCCAAAGGGACUCAGCUGGCCCUGUGUCACUACAGCACAUCUUUGGAGGAAGAGAGCUUUGCCGAUGCGUUAGACUUCUGUCCACAACGCUGGAUUCGGAAAGACUACACCGAUCGCGUCGACAACUUUGGCUCGAUUCCCUUUGGCUACGGCAUCCGGAGCUGCAUCGGCAGGAGAAUAGCCGAGCUGGAGAUGCAUCUAGCCCUCACGAGGCUCAUUCAAAGGUUCCGCAUUUGCCAGUCUCCCCUCACUGCUGACGUCAACGCGAAAACCCACGGCCUACUCUGCCCCGCUGCUCCCAUUCACCUGCAGUUCAUCGACAGGGAAAACUAGAUGCCGACUCGUCUACAUUAGGUCUACCAUACUGAAUGUUUUCAAAGUGCUUUUUAGAUACUAAUGUCAGGGCACAGAAAUAGUUCUGGACCAAUGAUGUGAUGUUAAAAACGUGUUUUUCGUAUAUUUAUACAGUUUGUAUUUAGUAAAAACCACUGCAGUUUGUUUGGGCUGUUACUCCUCCAUUCAUCCUAUUCAAAAUAGUGAGUGGAAACAUGAACUAUAAUCAAUGUACUUAUCAUAUCAUAUCCUUUUCUGUUACAAUGCAUGCAUGUUUGUUACACAUUAUAACAUUAGUGAAUAAUGUGUUUAUACACACAUUACACAUUAUACAUUUGGUUGUGUAUACACACAUUAUAACAUGAACACACUGUUCUUAAUUUUGACAAAUCAUAUCACUGGUAAUGUUGAAGGUCAACCAUGAAUGUACUGAAAAUGAUCUGUUUCAUAGGAAUGUAUAUAAUGAGCUUUAUUUGAUGCUAAUGCUUUCUUUGUGUUGCAAACCACAAUAUCUUACCAGGUUGUUUUUUUUCUAUAAACAACAGAGUGUUUAAUCACUAGAGUGGCAUUACAUUACUUUAAUCCAAACAUAAUUUAAACAUAUAUAUUUGUAAGAAAAAUUAACUUUUGAAUAUGAAAGGAAUUUAAUUGUCCUGUGAGUUUAUGAAUGAACCACUAUAAAGUUAAUAUUUUUAGCUAGUGAAAAUGUAUCUCUAUUUGUUCACAUAUGUUUGGACAAAAAAAAAUAAAGUUUAGUAAUUUUGUUUUCAAUGCCGUUUGUGUGAAUACUAGUGUUUUACCAGAACAUGAGUUACAUUGUGGGUUUUACUGAGAAGGAAAGUGAAUGUUACAGAACAGUUUGUUUUGCGAGGAGAAGAGACAAGUCGUUGUUGGAUUGGGUCAUUUUGAAGGAUCAUACUGCAUCGAGGAAAAGUCUCUGUAUGUAUCUGCUCUUUUGUGUAUCUGCACCUUUUGACUGUAUUAAAGAUGUUGUGUGUUGUCCAAAA
Messenger RNA from Scophthalmus maximus (turbot), 2844 nucleotides. RefSeq names its product cytochrome P450 27C1 (gene cyp27c1). The transcript has 9 exons. Gene Ontology annotation, molecular function: heme binding; oxidoreductase activity, acting on paired donors, with incorporation or reduction of molecular oxygen; iron ion binding. Bases 221 to 1837 code for a protein of 538 amino acids. Gene Ontology annotation, biological process: glucocorticoid biosynthetic process; cortisol metabolic process; cholesterol metabolic process. The record is from RefSeq and is a predicted model, not a curated record. Gene Ontology annotation, cellular component: mitochondrial inner membrane. NCBI's taxonomy places the organism in Eukaryota, Metazoa, Chordata, Actinopteri, Pleuronectiformes, Scophthalmidae.